AUAAUUUUUAAUUUUAGAUUAAUUUAGCAAAUAGAGUAUCCACAAGUCGUGAUUUAACGCCCUUGUCAACAAGUCGGGCUCUAUUUUUACCAUCAUCAAAUUGUACAUUUUUAAAAGAACGCCCAAUGAGUGCUGUUCCAGAAUUGCAUGCGUAUAAAACAAAAGAUGAAAAUCGAUUUGUUAAAAUUAAUAAUACGUUAAGACCACAAUCAGCUGAUAAUAUUUCAUCGGGUAAACAAAAAAAUGCAGGUGCCCUAGACUUUUUUGAAUGUGGCCCACACUCAAAAUUAAAUUCAACAAAACUGUUAAAUAAAUUAAUGAAAGAACCAGUAAUGCGAUCAUGGCAUGUUACUGUCACUUCUCAAGAUACAUCACGUACAAGUUUAUCAGAUUCAACGAUUGACGAAGAAGUUAUUGAAAAUUCCGAUGACACCACCGAAACAAAUGAAGAAGAAGACGAAUGUAUACAAUCUGAAAUGAGUUUCGGUACAAAAAUACAAAAUUUGGCGCAAAGAAAUAGUUCAAUGAAUCUAGAACCAGGUAUUAAACAUAAACCACCUUUACCACAAAAUAAACAUCGAUCGUUAUCUCCCAAAAAGGCCGAUUCUUCUCCACCACCUGGUGUUUCGAUGUCAAAGGAAUACCAAGAAAAAUAUCAUUCGAAAUCUACACCUAAAGAAUGGGAUAAUUUUAUCACAUCUACCAUUGAAGAGGAAACAUCAAGCGAGAAAAUUGAUUUUUCUAAACAAAAAGAGAUGUGUGAUAAUGUCGGUACAUCCUCAAUUGAAUCAAAAAUUGAUAUGUUCUUUCAAUUAAGUGGUAACGAUACUAAAAUUAAAGAAAUUGAAAUAUUCGAACAAGAAACGGAUUAUUUAUUUAAAAAAUUACGUUCGCAUCAAAAAGCCUUUACCGAAUAUUACGAAAUUAGUAAAAAAUUACCAGAAAUUAUCGAAAAUGAAGUUGUUGCGUCUGCAAAUUUAGAUAUAAAUCCAGAUAGCAGUUCACAUUGUGAUCCCAAUGAAACUGAUGAUUUAGAUAAUCAAAUGAACAAUCAAAAGAAAGGAGAUGAAAUGCAAAUUGAUAAUAUUACAAAGAAAACAAGUAAAGAAAAUUUACAAUUUUCACUAGAUAUGUAUGAUAAAGGUUUGCAAAAGGACAAAGAAUUUUUAUUGAAUUCAUCAUCAAAAUUGGAUGAUACUGGUGAUAGUAAAAUGAAUGAUAAUGCUGAUAAUGGUGUAUUUGAGACGAAAAAUAAUGAACACAAAGUAUCUGAUUUAAUGGAAAGGACAUCAGAAUUGUCUGAGAUGCCUGAAAGAGAUUUUUCUACUAAAAAAAAGAAAGCUGAGAGUGUCCAAAGUAUGUUAUCCACAUUGCCAAGUACAUAUAACGAUAUAUCAACAAUAUUACAAAUUUUGGAAAAUGAUAAUAAUAAUAAUAGCCAUAAUAAUAAUUCAAACUUAAACACGCCACGUGAGUGCGGUAGUAAAUUAUGGAUAUCAGAAAAACAAGACCAAAAUAAUGAUCAACGAAAUAUGACAAUGGAUAUGCCGAUCAAAGAACUAUCAAAUAAUUUGAGAAUAACACCAAGCAAAAAUUAUAACGAAAUUCUUACAUUUCUGGAUGAAGUUGAUAAGAGUUGUAGUGUUAUUUUGAAUGCUGCCAAAAUUCGAGCAUAUAGUGUUCAAAAGAGUACAGAAAAAUUGAUAAAUGGAGCUUUACCAAACAUGGAAGCUUUAUUACAAAUGAAUCGAGUAGACUUAGCACAAAAGUUAAUUGGAUUAUAUUUGGAACUUGAAGAGAAAACUUCAUCUGUGCACUUGUUGCAAGAAACUUUAAAUGAACAACGCCAAAGUACAAACAAAAUGUUAAAAAGUUGGGAAAGUGAAAAUUGCAAAAAAUUAAAAUCACAAAAGAGCGAAUACGAAACAGCUAUUAAGCGUCAUCAAACGUUUAUUGAUCAGUUAAUAAACGAAAAAAAAUCAUUGACUGAACAAUGUGAAAAUUUAAUCAAACAGUUAAAGCAACAAGACGAACGUCAUGCUUCGGCAAUGAAAGCCGCUGAACACCGUUUUAAUGUAGAGCUGCAAGCAUCAAAAGAACGCCAAGCAAUUGCUGAGAAAUUACGUCGAGAAAAAUGGUUGCUUGGAAAAACUGAAAAAAUUAAAGAAAUGACUGUAAAAGGAUUGGAACCAGAAUUACACAACAUGAAAGUACGACAUGAACAAGAAAUCUCUGACAUUCGUACAUUACAUAAACAAGAAAUUGAAGAAUUGGAGCUACGUGCAUCACGUCGUACUCAUCAACAAUGUGAAGCAUUGCGUGAGCAAUUGAAAUCAGAAUACGACGAUGUAUUGCAAAGAGAGCGUGAAGCACUUAAUCAAAAAGUCCAAAAAACAAUUGAAAAUGAAGAAAAAAAUUAUCAAGAAGAACGGCGUCGACUAGUAUCCGAACAAGAACGUUUAAAGCAACAUUUACAAGAAGAAUACGCCAGUAAAUCACGUGAAUUUGAUACCCGUCUCGAAACUGCCAUCAAAGAGAAAGAACGUGCUUUUGAAGCGAUUAAAUCAGGCUACGAGGAUCAUAUUGAUACAAUGAUACGAAAACAUAAGAACGAAUUAAAAACAUUAAAAGAAAAUUAUGAUAUUGAACAAGAAACAUGGAAAGCUAAUAUCCGUAAAGAACAAGAACAAUGGAAAUUAACCAAAGAGAAAGAAAUUAUGGCCAUGUGUAAAAAAGAACGUGAUCAUGAAAUUGAGCUUGUAAUUGAACGUUUAGAAAAUGAGUCAAUCGAACUGAAAAAGCAAAUUGAAACCACAGCUGAGAAUCGUAUUAAACGUUUAAAUGAGAAAUAUUUAAAUGAAAUUAAAUAUUUAGAAGAAUCAGAAAAACAAGCUCAAAUGCGUUAUUUAGAUGCGAAAAAUAAAUUAGUAAACAAUGAAAAUGAUUUAAUUUAUUUGCGUGGAGUUAUUAAGAAAAUGGAAAAUAAAUUACAUGAAUUAGAGGAGGAAAAUUCUCAACUAUUAAAAGAACGAGGUCACGUACAAGAAGUGAUUCGCAAAGAGCUAGAAUCGGAAAUGAAAUCAUUGCAGACACAGUUAUUUAAUUUACGUUCCGAGCGUGAACGAGAAAUGGAAGAAGUUUAUGAAAGGGUAAAGUCAGUGAUAUCAAAGAAAGACGGAACAAUUGCCAAAAUGAAACAAGAAUACACUCUAUUGGAAGAAAAAUGUGAACAUUUAGAUCAAUUAUUAAAAAAUCAACGAAAAACUUAUUUAUUAGAAGCUAAAUAAUUAUACUCACAUAACUUUGCAUAUUUUCACGGCUACUACAAAAACAAACAUGUGUAUUUGUGAGGGACUUAGCAAUAAUAUCGCGUAGAUAUACAUGGAAAAUUUGUUACAUAACUACAUUUAAGGUGCUAUAUAAUAGCUGCAAAACAUUCACAUGUAAACAUGUACGUAGUUCAAGCAAUGUUUGUGAAAAUUUAAAGAUAUCGAUUUCAGAUAGAAAGGUUCUAUAAAAAAUCAAUAUUUUCAUGGAUUGAAUGGUUUCUAAAAUAUCAUUUGUGAUAGUUUAGAAUUAUUUUAAGUAUAUCCAAAGUUAUGUGAUAUAA
Messenger RNA from Chrysoperla carnea, 3610 nucleotides. RefSeq names its product centrosomal protein of 131 kDa-like. The record is from RefSeq and is a predicted model, not a curated record. Gene Ontology annotation, biological process: cilium assembly; intraciliary transport involved in cilium assembly; regulation of centrosome duplication. Lineage: Eukaryota; Metazoa; Arthropoda; Insecta; Neuroptera; Chrysopidae. Gene Ontology annotation, cellular component: centriolar satellite. The transcript is spliced from 10 exons. Bases 126 to 3287 code for a protein of 1053 amino acids.